AACAGCAGUCUCUCAAAGCAGGGCUGCUGAGUUUAGUGCGACAGGAGAGACUCGGUUAAAAGAGACUGCGGAUUUAUAAAAAGAACCCGACUACUGUACUGACGAGAGCUAUAUUCUUCACAGCGCUCGGGUACUUGUUUUUGUUGUGUGUGUGAACAAUAUAUCGCACACGCAGGAUCUUCGUGGUUUUGCUGUUUUAUCAUCGUGGAUUUGUUAACACAAUUCGUAAUAGAGAUUUAACAUUUACGAGCGAGUUUUCCCAAGUUUGAAUUGAGUUGCCCAAAUAAUGGUGGGCCAUCUACAUUUGCAAGCGAUGGAUGACAGCUUGAAAGGGAAGAACCGGGAAGGGUUGCUUGACAGUCCGGAUUCAGGGCUGCCUCCGAGCCCCAGCCCGCCUUUCUAUUCCAUCUCCCCGGCUAUACUAGAGAGCCGAGCCGGGGGCAGCAGCACACCCAUUGAACAGCAUGGAUACAAUUACAGAAAGGACAGCAAGGAAGGAAAACUGUUGCCAUAUCUCCUCCUGAACUCCCCUGGGACUGAGAUGAAGCCCAGAAUGUACCCGGUGUUCUUCGGAGAAAGCAUCGAGGUGAAAUCAGAACCAGCUAAAGAAAUCAGGUGCAACUCGGAGGUGAAGUACGACUCCGACAAGCACUACAGAAAUGAAGUCUACUGCGCCCCGAUCCCCACUGUCACCUCUUACAGCGAGACCAUCAUAGCGGCCCCUAACUGCACGUGGCGGAACUACAAGUCUGAGCUUCAGUUCGAGCCCCGGCAGAAAGCACUGCGGUUCCAGAGCACGACCAUCGUCUUCCCCAAGCACGCCAAGAACAUUUACAGAACCACCCUCAACUACAACUCUGCCAGCACCAAGAGGUGGUUUGUGUCCAGCGUGCAGCUGAAGUCGAGCGACGACGCCAGCCCCUGUAUAAUCUACACAGAGGACCUUUAACUGGUGCAAAGCUCAUCCUCGAGUGAGAGAGAGAGUCCUGUAAAGAUCGACAUGCCAGGCUUAGCGGCUCUUUGCUAACAGUGAAAAGGUACUUGAAAUUUUAAUGGCAGGACUUGCGCUGCCUGGAUGAGUGUACCUAUUUAAUACAUCAUAUACGUUUGCUGCCUAAAGCAGACAUUUAUAAUGUUAUUGCUUAGUUGUCUUGGUAUAGGGUAACGCUCUUAUUUUUGUUUCAGUUUGUGAUCUGUGUUUAUUUGUGUUCUGGGAUUUGGUGGAGUGUGCCCCCUCAAGACUACGACUGUAUCUCCUGGGUUGGGAGUGAGACUGGGAGACUGGCUCUUUUUCUUUCAUUCCUUAGGCACUACUCCCACAAUGCUCCAGACCCAGAGGCGGGGUAUCACCAACAAUGAGUAAUACUAUUGGGAGCUAUUGUCUACUUACCUGGCUGACUGUGAGAUGUAGCAGGGGUGUGUGAGGGAAACAGAAUUGAGAGUUUCUGAUAAAAUUAGGCAGGUGUGGUGGCUUUGAUUGCUCUGGUAUACCCACCAUGGUCGUUUUGCUCAGUAUACCAAACAUUUUUCAGUUGAAAUUGCCCGCGCUACAUUCAGCGAAAGAACCCUAGUGUAUUAACCAAUAGUUUAUUUUGUCCAAAACCACAUCUCAACUUUAUAUGAAUACAAUAUCCUGCCAAGUGUCCGGGUAGUGCCUUUUAAAUAUUGGAUGUAAUAUUAAGCGUUUGAAUGCGCAAUGCAGAUUAAUUUUAAUAUAUUUUUUUGGUUGUGUUUCUGAAACAGAUUACUAUGCUCAUGAGUAAAAUCAUUCACCUGGUGUAUAAUAUAAGUGCCUUUGUUUUCUGGUGGUAGCAUGAAAAAAAAAUCCAAAAUUGUCUGUAUUGUGGACCAAAGAUUUCAUACAGAAUCAGGUCAAGCUGUAAUGUACUGAUUUGUAAAGAGAUUCAGCAAUGCAAGGCCGUAUUACUUCAGUAGGAAUGCUUGUUUUACUUGUAGCAGUGAAAUUCUAUAAUAACGUAUUUAAUUAUUUCGUCAAUGUACUUUAACCAGCUUUUCUCGUUGCUAAAUGUAUCUAGUCAAAAAGGUAACAUUACAUUCUGAAGGACAGCUCAGCAGGAUUUUCAAGUGGAAAAACUGAUGCUGCAGACACGGACAAGAAUUGUGCUUCAUAAGAACAUAAGAAAGUUUACAAAUGAGAGGAGGCCAUUCGGCCCAUCUUGCUCGUUUUGCUUGUUAAUCAGUCAUUCUUAAAAAAUACAAAACAUCGUCAAUGAGGAAAAACAAAUUCAGAUGACAACUCCAAAGAGAUGACUUUUCCAAAGUGAACAGGAGUCUGGUUUGUUUGGUAGGUCUCUGUGGGCCUUCCCUUAGCUUUGGUCUUUGCUUAGCUUUGGCAUUGUCUUGGAGGCCCGGUUUAUGCCAUACUCUGUACCUACAGUAUCUGUGAGAUAUAUUUAUAAGGUCUAAAUUUGGGGAAAAUCUAAAGUGAUGCAAUGUUUGUGUCCUUGGCGCUAUAUAAAUAUAUAUAUUGCAUUACUGCACUGCUACUGCCAAGUAACUGGCUUAGGUAGCCCUGGUUUGUUGUAACCUCAUCAAGGGAUUAUGCUUGUUGUUUUUUAAUGACCGAGACAUGGACACUAUAAACAUUCAUAUCACUGUGCAAUAUCAUUCAUCCAGUUGUGCAUCUUGGGCCCUAAUUUUCAGAAGUUGUUGAUGGGGUUUACGAAACAGCAAGGAUUAUGUCUUACUUUUGACAUACAUUUUAGGCCCUUAGUACAAAUCUACUUUUGAAUUCACACACAAAAUGUAUUCCCUAUGAGAUACACAGCGUGUGUUAGCAAGCUUCAAACAUUUCAGCCCUGCAGGUAGAUGCCUGUGUUUCUUGAAGCUGCGCUGCAGUUAAUGCGAUGUGAGCUCCAGCCACCACAGAUUGCGUUCAAGGAUAGAAAAUGUAACUGGAAGGAAAUCCUUCAAGUCUGCCUCUGUUUCACAGUGAUUUACAAGCCUGGGACCCUGGCCUGGUGCAGGAAGCUGGACAUGAAGGAGAAAACACAAUAAAUCAUAAAUCAGCUUUUUACAGCUUGUCACAGGCACUUAUAAAAGACGGCUGAAACAUAAAAAAACCACUUGUAAAGCCAUGCCGCCACCACGCUGUGUUGCUAACACAGCAUGUGCCCGUAGCACUACCUGAUAUCUCUGAAGAUCAGCAGCAUCUGAUACUACCCAGUAUCAGCCGCAUGUCAUUUAUUCCAAUAUAGAGAAAUGUAUUCCUUAUCCAUCUUUUUGUAUUCUACUGUAGCAUUUAAAGGUACUUUACUGAGCAGAUCAGCUCUUAUGUAGGCAAAAUACCUCACAUAACGUUAAACCCUCAAUCAUAAAAAUGAGAGGACUGCUUAAAAAUAACAUGGUGAUAAAAAUCAGACCAUGGUUUCGAUGGAAAGACUGCGAGACUGCUUUUUCAAAUACAGUAGAAUGCCAGACUGGAAGGUGGCUGGCCUGUGUUGUGUACAGUGGCUUGGUGGCUGACCUUGAAAGAAAACAAUGUUGUAUAAUUCAAAGAUUGAUGGUGGGUUUGUUUUAUAUAACACCUACACUUUAAAUCCAGUUUAGCUGUCCUUCAAAUCUAACUUACUGUCUUUCACGUUGUUUGCCGUGCAAACUCUAAAAAUGUAAUCCUAUAAAAAUGAAAAUAUAUAUAUAGUACUUGAAGAAGUGACCAAAUCUUUUUGAGGAUUUUUUUUGUAUCUGUUCC
This is a messenger RNA of Polyodon spathula (Mississippi paddlefish), 3712 nucleotides long. Its product is annotated as refilin-A-like. Gene Ontology annotation, molecular function: filamin binding. The coding region runs from base 287 to 949 and encodes 220 amino acids. The transcript is spliced from 4 exons. NCBI's taxonomy places the organism in Eukaryota, Metazoa, Chordata, Actinopteri, Acipenseriformes, Polyodontidae. Gene Ontology annotation, cellular component: actin filament bundle. Gene Ontology annotation, biological process: actin filament bundle organization; negative regulation of bone mineralization involved in bone maturation; negative regulation of chondrocyte development. The record is from RefSeq and is a predicted model, not a curated record.